Molecule: messenger RNA, 5436 nt
Organism: Symphalangus syndactylus (siamang)
Lineage: Eukaryota; Metazoa; Chordata; Mammalia; Primates; Hylobatidae
Gene: ELF5
Product: E74 like ETS transcription factor 5
Biological process (GO): cell differentiation; regulation of transcription by RNA polymerase II
Cellular component (GO): nucleus
Molecular function (GO): sequence-specific DNA binding; DNA-binding transcription factor activity, RNA polymerase II-specific
Source: RefSeq, a predicted model, not a curated record
ACACCUGUUAUUGCUGCCUCUGAUCUGUGUGACGCUGAGAAGCCCACAGGCCCGUCCAUCCGACUCGGUGGACCCUGUGUGCAUUUGGUGUGUGAGCCAGCUCUGAGAAGGGUUCAGAAGCCACUGGAGGCAUCCGGGGACCUCAGCUUCCAUGCCAUCUCUGCCUCACUCCCACAGGGGAAUGUUGGACUCGGUGACACACAGCACCUUCCUGCCUAAUGCAUCCUUCUGCGAUCCCCUGAUGUCGUGGACUGAUCUGUUCAGCAAUGAAGAGUACUACCCUCCCUUUGAGCAUCAGACAGCCUGCGACUCAUACUGGACAUCAGUCCACCCUGAAUACUGGACUAAGCGCCACGUGUGGGAGUGGCUCCAGUUCUGCUGUGAUCAGUACAAGUUGGACACCAAUUGCAUCUCCUUCUGCCACUUCAACAUCAGCGGCCUGCAGCUGUGCAGCAUGACGCAGGAGGAGUUUGUCGAGGCAGCAGGCCUCUGCGGCGAGUACCUGUACUUCAUCCUCCAGAACAUCCGCACACAAGGUUACUCCUUUUUUAAUGAUGCUGAAGAAAGCAAGGCCACCAUCAAAGACUAUGCUGAUUCCAACUGCUUGAAAACAAGUGGCAUCAAAAGUCAAGACAGUCACAGUCAUAGUAGAACAAGCCUCCAAAGUUCUCAUCUAUGGGAAUUUGUACGAGACCUGCUUCUAUCUCCUGAAGAAAACUGUGGCAUUCUGGAAUGGGAAGACAGGGAACAAGGAAUUUUUCGGGUGGUUAAAUCAGAAGCCCUGGCAAAGAUGUGGGGACAAAGGAAGAAAAAUGACAGAAUGACGUAUGAAAAGUUGAGCAGAGCCCUGAGAUACUACUAUAAAACAGGAAUUCUGGAGCGGGUUGACCGAAGGUUAGUGUACAAAUUUGGAAAAAAUGCACACGGGUGGCAGGAAGACAAGCUAUGAUCUGCUCCAGGCAUCAAGCUCAUUUUAUGGAUUUCUGUCUUUUAAAACAAUCAGAUUGCAAUAGACGUUGGAAAGACUUCAUUUUCUUCUCUUUUUUUUUUUUAACCUGCAAACAUGCUGAUAAAAUUUCUCCACAUCUCAGCUUACAUUUGGAUUCAGAGUUGUUGUCUACGAGGGGUGACAGCAGCAACUCUUAAGAAAUCCUUUUUUCUCUGCAAGGGGAUGAGGGGAUGGUCUUUUGUGGUGUCUUGAUCAAACAUUAUUUUCCUAGAGUUGUGGAACGACAAUAGCCCAUGCCAUUGGUGCUGAUCAGAGAAAAACUAUUCAAUUCUACUAUUAGAGACACAUCCAAUACUCCCAUCCCAAAGGUUCAAAAGUUUUGAAAUAACUGUGGCAGCUCACCAAAGGUGGGGGAAAGCACGACUAGUUUGCAGGUUAUGGUAGGAGAGGGUGAGAUAUAAGACAUACAUACUUUAGAUUUUAAAUUAUUAAAGUCAAAAAUCCAUAGAAAAGUAUCCUUUUUUUUUUUUUUUUUUUUUUUUGAGAUGGGUUCUCGCUAUGUUGCCCAGGGCUGGUCUUGAAAUCCUAUGCUCAAGCGAUCCUCCCACCUCGGCUUCCCAAAGUACUGUGAUUACAAGUGUAAGCCAUGGCACCUGGGCAGAAAAGUAUCUUAAUUAAUGAAAGAGCUAAGCCAUCAAGCUGGUACAUAAUUGGAUUUAACAUAGGUUUAUAUAAAGCUUCUAAACCAGAGCAUCUUUUUGACCACUCAGUAAAACUUCCACAGACAUCUUUCUGGACUUAAACACUUAACAUUAACCACAUUAUUAAUUGUUGCUGAGUUUAUUCCCCCUUCUAACUGAUGGCUGGCAUCUGAUAUGCAGAGUUAGUCAACAGACACUGGCAUCAAUUACAGAAUCACUGCUGUUUCUAUGAUUCAAGCUGUCAACACAAUAAAAUCGAAAUUCAUUGAUUCCAUCUCUGGUCCAGAUGUUAAACAUUUAUAAAACUGGAAUGUCCUAACAACUCUGUAACGGCAAAUUAAAUUGUGUGUCUUUUUUGUUUUGUCUUUCUACCUGAUGUGUAUUCACGCGCUAAAACACGUAUUUCCUUGACAAAAAUAGUGACAGUGAAUUUACACCAAUAAAUGUUCAUGGGUUAAAGUCUGCACUGACAUUUUCUCAUCAAUCACUGGCAUGUUAAGUUAUUAGUGACUGACAGCUAGGUGGACUACCCCUAGGACUUCGGUUUCACCAGAGCAGGAAUCAAGUGGUGAGGCACUGAACCACUGUACAGGCUGAAGACCGCCGUACUUAGAGUUGAACUUCAAAGUAACUUGUUUUAAAAAUGUGAAUUACUGUAAAAUAAUCUAUUUUUGGAUUCAUGUGUUUUCCAGGUGGAUAUAGUUUGUAAACAAUGUGAAUAAAGUAUUUAACAUGUUCAACUGUCUGUGUAUCGUUCAAUUCAGCAUGAUAGCCUCAGCAAAACACUGACAACCUGUAAAACCUUUGGUGAUUCUUCCAUUUCCUAGCAGUUGUGGUUGGAGAUUUAUCUUUUAUUUUUGGAGAUGGGUUCUUGCUUGUUGCCCAAGCUGGCCUCUAACUCCUGGGCUCAAGUGAUCCUCCCGUCUCAACCUCCCAAGUACCUGGAUUACUAAGAACCUUUGCUAAAUCCACACCACACCUGGCAGGCUGGAGAUUUUUAAAGAGCCCAAAAAGGUGCAAGAAAUAUAUGGAGUAAUCUUACCCUCCACCUUUAAUAUCAUAAGACAGAGGUUCCCAUCACAAAAUGGAGUUCAUUGACACACAUAGCCUACAGAUGUAUUUUUGUUUGGUGCACACAGUAUUGUCUGUUUUCUUGAGGUUUUCUUUUAUUUCCUACUGUUACUUCAUUGCCUAAUUUAGAAAUCAAAAGAUUCACCUAAAAGUCCAGAUUUCUAGCUUCUCUUUUAAAAUCAUAUCUGGCAACACUAGUUUCUCAGUCUCUUGUGGUGUUAAUUCCUGGAGCUAAAUUGAAGUUGCACCUUUGGACAGAGGAUUUGGUCACUUCCUACUGCCUUCUGGACAUGCAGGUUGUCAACUGCCCUUCAACUUUGUUCUUGCACUAUUGAUGGUUGUUGUUAAAACAUCCAGAAUGCCUUUACAUUUUGAAUAUGGGACCCAUGACCUGGCCACCUGAAGAGGUAAGUACCAUGUUAAUGGACCACAGUCAGGAUGAAAGGAAAGACUGUCCAGGAGAAGAGAAAUUAGCUAACAGGAGGGAAAUGGGGAGUUUUCAGUCAAGAGCUUGGCAGUGACAAUAAAGCAGAGCCAAGCAUCUCAGGGGCAUGGCAGGGACUGGGGUGGAACAAACAGGCAGUAGUACAAUCUUGGCUCACUGCAACCUCUGCCUCCCGGGUUCAAGUGAUUCUCCUGCCUCAGCCUCCCAACUACCUGAGACUACCAGGCACACAUCACCAUGCCUGGCUAAUUUUUUGUAUUUUUUAGUACAGACAGGGUUUCACCAUGUUGGCCAGGCUGAUCUCAAACUCCUGACCUCAGGUGAUUCUCAUGCCCAGGCCUCCCAAAAUGCUGGGAUUACAGGCGUGAGCCACCACAGCCAGCCCCUUCUUGAUCUGUAACUUAUGACAUUGCAAAGAUCCUUUUUCCAAAUGAGUCACACUCACAGGUUCCAGGGAUUAGAAUAUGGAUAUAUCUUCUUGGGGAUCACUGUCCAAUUCACCACACUCUUUAAGAGUUUUACUUAAACAUAUAGCUCCAUAAUACAAUUCAUUGAAGGACAGAAAAUACAAGGGACUGUUUAAAAUGCUACACUUGGCCCAGCACCGUGGCCCACACCUGUAAUCCCAGAACUUUGGGAGGCAAAGACAGGCAGAUUGCUUGAGCUUAAGAGUUCGAGAGUAGCCUGGCCAACAUGAUGAAACCCCAUCCCUACAAAAUUACAAAAAUUGGCUGGGCGUGGGGGUGUGCACCUAUAGUCCCAGCUACUAGGGAGGCUGAAGUGGGAGGAUCACUUGAGCCCAGGAGGUUGAGGCUGCAGUAAGCUGUGAUGGUGCCACUGCACUCAAGUCUGAGUGACAGAGUGAGACACUGUCUCAAAAAAAUAAAUAAAAUAUUACACUUUGAGCAAACAAUACCAAAGCAAAACAACAAAAAAUUAAAGCAAUAGAUAAUGCAAAAUUCACUUAUCAAAUAGUCAAAUGAGGGAAUAAGUACUUGCUUUGUUAAAAGGAUCUGCAAUAGAACUUUCCAUAGCAAACUUGCCAUAUAUUAAUAUGUGAUUGUUUACAUUUUUCAGAGGUUCAGAAUUACACAGAGCUGGCCACGUGCAGUGGCUCACAUCUGUCAAUCCCAGUACUUUGAAAGGCCAAGGUGGGCAGAUCACUUGAGGUCAGGAAUUCGAGGCCAGCCUGGCCAACAUGGUGAAACUCUGUCUCUACUAAAAAUACAAAAAUUAGCUGGACAUGGUGGGGUGCAUCUGUAAUCCCAGCUACUCGGGGGCUGAGACACAAGAAUCACUUGAACUCGAUUCAAGCUAUUACAGAGGUGGAGGUUGCAGUGAGCCCAAGAUCAUGCCACUACACCCCAGCUUGGGCAGGAGAGUGAGAAUCUACCUAAAAAAAAAAAAAAAAAAAAGAAUUAUACAGAACUCAGAACUUUUUAAGUUGACUUCCACUAACCCUUCACAUCUUUAAAACACUGAUUAAAACAAAAAAAAAAUGUUAAGGCCUUCAAUUUGGCUUACCAGAGAAUUUAAAGUGGAAUUUGGCCCUUUGCCCUUUGGUAAUGCCAUGAACUAAAAGGCAAAGAAAUGGCCCAAGUAGCUUGCUUGUGGCUUUUCUCCCAGAAAAAUGAGUGCUAAGCAGUUCUUAAAACACUUCCGUAGUACAAAUCACAAAUCAGAGUGAUGCCCUUUAUCCAGGAAAGACAACAUUAAUGUGGUUGGUCUUGUUUUGGUUUUUCGUGAUUGAGUCUCACUCUGUUGCCCAGGCUGGUGUGCAGUGGCACAAUCUUGGCUCACUGCAACCUCUGCCUCCUGGGUUCAAGCAAUUCUCCUGCCUCAGUCUCCUGAGCAGGUGGGACUACAGGUGUGUACCACCACACCUAGCUAAUUUUUUGUGUUUUUAGUAAAGAUGGAGUUUCACCAUGUUGGUCAGGCUGGUCUCAAACUCCUGACCUCAAAUGAUCUCCCCUCCUGAGCCUCCCAAAGUGCUGGGCUUACAGGCAUGAACCACCGUGCCUGGCCGAAUUAAUGUGUUUUUAAACCAAAAUUCUGACAUUUAUUUGAAACAAACUAGGCGAUCCUUCACAGUGCUUCUAAAAGCCCAGACCAAGUCCUCCUUUUAGAAGAGCAAGUCUCACGAGCAGCAUGAGGUCAGAGAUGACCAGGUCCGUGCACAUUUGUGUCUUUCCACAAUGUCUGACUUUCAUUGAAGUAAUCUCAAUCACAAAAGCCAUGAGCUGCACGGAGUUCCCAAGGAGGCAGUUUGC